This is a messenger RNA of Ipomoea triloba (trilobed morning glory), 1717 nucleotides long. RefSeq lists its product as uncharacterized. Lineage: Eukaryota; Viridiplantae; Streptophyta; Magnoliopsida; Solanales; Convolvulaceae. The transcript has 6 exons. Gene Ontology annotation, biological process: translation. The record is from RefSeq and is a predicted model, not a curated record. Gene Ontology annotation, cellular component: ribosome. Bases 300 to 1406 code for a protein of 368 amino acids. Gene Ontology annotation, molecular function: structural constituent of ribosome.
ACUACCUCUCAGUCGACAGUCGACACUCGCUCACUCUCGCUCUUACCCUCCGCGAUUCUGAAUCACCGAGAGAGCAUAGAAAGCCAGAAACCCUCUUGCUAUUCAGAUUUCAGGGCAAGGGGAAGAAACAUGAGGAGAUAGUUAUUGUGUCGCUAAUGCAAAUACAACUGAAUGAACUGUUGUUGGUAAUUGAGCAUCUGGGUAAUCACACUAUUGUCAUCAACAGAAGAUAAGCCUCAGCCCUCAGUAUUAAGAUAAAUCACUCACAGGGUUUGGCCUUUAAACGUCAGAGCUUGCUCAUGGCGGCCAAUAUCAGAAUUCUUCGGCGGUGCCCUAAAUGGCAGCUGUCAAAUUUUGUCCCGCUUUCUUCGUUUUCCAGUUCCAAACAACAACCAUCUAAAGUUACCUAUUCAGAGGAAAUACAGAAGAAACUAGCCGACUUCCGAAGUCGGGUAGCUCCCUUGCGGCCAACACAUAUAGGUGGAAACCGGUCACCUUCUCCUCCGUCAUCUUCCUCUAAGGACAUCUCAUUACAGGAGAUUUACAAGCGGAAUGCCAAUGCUGCAAGGCCGUCCACCGGGAAGCUGUUUGACACCAUUCGCAUGAGCUUGCUGGACCAAAAAAAUGAUUCAUUCUCACUUUCUAACUUUAAGGAUAGCUUAAGGCUGAGACAGGGUGAUCCGAGCCCAAAAGAAGUGCCGAUAGUGAUUGGUAGCGACAAGUUGCACACCUCAAUGUUCUUGAAGGAGAACAAGGAUUUGGAUAACAGGGCAGCUAUGAGACAGAUGUAUGUGAGGGAGUAUAACCAUCGGGAUCUGGGGGAAAAGUUGAGAUCAUUGAGGCCGGAGCACAAGGGAAAGAAGGAUUUGUUUUCAUUAGAAGAGUUGAAUGAUAGACUGAUUAAGCUUAGGGAGAUUGAAGACAAAGAGUCUAAUCUUGGUGGAAUCUAUGACCAAUUGAGGGAAUCUCUAGUUCAGAUUGACGCAUCUAGUCAUGAUAACAGAAAUAGCACAAUUCGAAAACUUGAUGUUUUGAGCUACCUGGGAGAAAAUGCAGAAUACUUAUCACAUCCUCCAAAGGAGCACUUAGUUGAGAAGUAUUUCGAUCCAGGCAACAUGUCAUCUGCAGAAAAAAUGAAGCUGGAGCUUAAGAAGGUCAGAGAUGAAUUUAAAAUGUCAGAGUCAGAUUGUGGUUCUGCUCGUGUUCAGGUGGCUCAACUUACAACCAAGAUCAAACACCUAUCAGGUGUUCUCCAUAAAAAGGAUAAACAUUCUCGAAAGGGUCUUCAAGGAAUGGUCCAGAAGCGGAAGAAGUUGCUGAAGUAUCUUCGAAGGACCGAUUGGGAGUCUUACUGCCUAGUGCUAUCUAAGUUUGGUCUCCGUGACAAUCCAGAUUACAAGAACUAAACUGGCACCUAUUGAAUUCCAUGUAAGUUUAGGAGAUAUUCUCAUUCUUUUGAGUUUUGAUGGGCGUUGCAUCUUUCCCUUUCCAUGUUUAGUUCGGAAAGAAGGAUAUGCUUCAUUUCCCCUCCCUUUCCUCCUCCUCCACCAUAUUUUCCUCUAUGCAAAGCGUGCAGAGAUGCAUUUCCUGCACAAAUAGUUUAGAAGUACAAUUUGUAGUGUAUCUUUCUUGACCAAACAUCUUUUCCUUCUGUCUGUAGUAACACAUUCUCAAUUUCUUUCACUUUUUUAGUGUUUAUUAAUUUCUCAAGUAAUAA